This is a messenger RNA of Panicum hallii, 1418 nucleotides long. RefSeq names its product acyl-[acyl-carrier-protein] desaturase 4, chloroplastic-like. The record is from RefSeq and is a predicted model, not a curated record. Lineage: Eukaryota; Viridiplantae; Streptophyta; Magnoliopsida; Poales; Poaceae. Gene Ontology annotation, biological process: fatty acid metabolic process. Gene Ontology annotation, molecular function: stearoyl-[ACP] desaturase activity. The transcript has a single exon. Gene Ontology annotation, cellular component: chloroplast stroma. The coding region runs from base 37 to 1245 and encodes 402 amino acids.
CGUUAACAAUUCAGUAGACAGACAGCGAACUUGGAUAUGCCGGGGCUCAUGACGAUGAUGGCACUGGCACCAUCACCCUUGUCGGUGAAGCGAUGCUUCAGCAGCAAGGAGACGCCGGGCACGACGAUGCUGCUGCUCACAAAGCGCUCUUCUUCUUCUUCAGCACACCUCCUUCGCCGAAGCUGGGCCCGGGGGGCAGCGACGGCCACCGCGACGACCGCCAUUCGUGAUGAGCAGGAGCUGAUGCAGCGCCUGGAUGAGGACGGGUGGGUGGACCGGCAUCUUCUGCCGCUGCUCACCCCUGCGGAGGAGGCCUGGCAGCCGGCCGACCUGCUGCCCUCAUUUUCCGCCUCUGCCGACGAGCAGCGGAGCCAGGUGGCGGAGCUCCAGGCCCGCGCGGCUGCCGUGCCCGACGACCUCCUUGUCUGCCUCGUCGGCAACAUGAUCACGGAGGAGGGGCUGCCCACCUACAUGUCCAUGGGCAACCGCGUGGCGGGCGCCAGCGACGCCACCGGCUGCGACGGCCACGCCUGGGCGCGGUGGCUGCGCGGCUGGACCGCCGAGGAGAACCGCCACGGCGACCUGCUCAACCGCUACCUCUACCUGUGCGGCCGCGUCGACAUGCGGCAGGUGGAGAGGACGGUGCACCACCUCCUCCGCCGUGGCAUGCGCGCCAUUCCGCGGCCCUCCAGCCCCUACCACAGCCUCAUCUACGGCGCCUUCCAGGAGCGCGCCACCUUCGUCUCCCACGCCCGCACCGCCGGGCGCGCCUCGCGCCACGGCGACGCCUGCCUCGCCAAGAUCUGCGGCGUCAUCGCGGCCGACGAGAGGCGCCACGAGGCCGGCUACACAAAAGCCUCCGCCAGGGCCUUUGAGACAGACCCGGACGGCAUGGUGCGGGCGCUCGCAGCCGUGAUGCGCGCCAAGGUCACCAUGCCCGGCGAGCUCAUGACCGACGGCCGCGACGAGCGCCUCUUCGAUCACUUCUCGGCGGUUGCGCAGCGCUCAGGGGUGUACACGGCGGCGGACUACGGAGACAUGGUGGAGCACUUCGUUCGCAGGUGGAAGGUUGCGGAGCUCGGCGCUGACCUGUCCGGCGAGGGGCGGCGCGCGCAGGACUACGUGUGCGGGCUGCCGCGCAAGGUACGCAGGAUGGAGGAGCUGGCCCACGACCGCGCGGCCAAAAUGGAGGCCCAGUCCGUUAGCUUCAGUUGGGUGUUCGAUAGGCCCGUCCGUAUCCGCUGAUCAGUUAGCCUUAAUUUGGGUUGGAGGCCCACUCCAACUCCUCAACUGAAGAAGGUCCAAUCACUGCUGCUUCUUUCCCUAAUAAAAGACUUCUGCUGCUUCUGUUGUAAUCGAGACUGGCUGCAUUUGUAAUAUGUUUAAUACUAUAAAUCUGCACUAUCUUUUUAUAACUA